AUGGCGGAGAGCUACCGCCUGGCCAUGGAGAAUCCCGAGCUGGGCAGCGCCGUUGGCUUCAGUGGCUAUCGCAUGAGCAGAUUUCUUCAUAUCUGCGAAUCCGCGGAUGACUUGGUGAUGCAAUCGCAGAUGCAACGAGAGCUGGGACGUCGCACAGGCACUUGUUUCCAGCGCUGCGUUGGUCAAGACGCUUCCAAUGCUAUGUGGUCCACCACCUAUGACAUCGACCAGAAGCACGGCACGAAGUACCAUGCGCGCUUCGUGGAGUUCAUGAAGAUGGCGCAGAGCAAAAAUCUGGUUCUGGGUGGCGCCAUGACGGACGUGAAGGGCACCUCGGUGUUCGUGGUUUUUCAAAUGACGGACCCAGACAUGUUCGUCCGCGUGGCGGAACGCAAGCCCGACGGCGGCGUGGUGCUGCGGGGCUGCAAGGCGCACCAGACUGGUAAUCUGAACUCCCACUGGAUGAUCAUCAUGCCCGGUGGGAAGAUGGAAAAGGCCGACAAGGACUACGCCAUCGCCUGUGCUGUGCCGGUGGACGCUCCCGGUCUCACCUACAUCUACGGUCGACAGAGCUGUGACCUUCGAGCCAUGGAGCCAGGAGACAUCGAUCAAGGAAACGCCAAGUUCGGUGGACAGGAAACUUUGACCUGCUUCGAGGAUGUCUAUGUCCCACCUGAGUACGUCUUCAUGGACGGCGAGGUGGACUUCACCCAGACCUUGGUGGAGCGUUUCACCGCGUACCACCGCCGUUCCUACGUCUGCAAGGCCGGGCUGGGCGACGUGAUGCUCGGUGCUGCCGCCACGGUGGCGGAGUACAACGGCGUGGCGAAGGCGUCACAUAUCAAGGACGUGGCGAAGGACAAGUUGGUGGAGAUCGCUUACCUCAACGAAAACAUCGCCGGCACCGCCAUGGCCUCGUCGUAUGGUGGCCAGGCCACACCCUCUGGGAACUUCCUGCCGGACGUGAUGAUGGCGAACAUUUGCCCCUUGACCAAGUGGCGAAACGUGCUUUUCGUCCAACAACUCGGCAAACACAAUGUGACCAAACUGCCUUAUGAGAUUGCGCGCUUGGCACAGGACCUGGCGGGCGGCAUCAUCGUGACCCUGCCGGCGGACAAGGAGUUCCGCAACGAGGUGGCGGCGCCGCUCUUGGAGAAGUACCUCAAGGGCAAACAGGGCGUCACCGUGGAAAAUCGCCGAAGGAUCCUGCGGCUCAUUGAGAACAUGACCAUGGGAAGGAACGCAGUGGGCUACCUCAGCGAGAGUCUGCACGGUGCCGGGUCACCCCAAGCGCAACGCGUCUUGAUCCAACGACUCUUUGACCUGGAGAUGAAGAAACGGCUUGCCAAGAACUUGGCUGGCAUUGUGGAGUGA
Cladocopium goreaui is the source of this 1374-nucleotide messenger RNA. The record is from the annotation of a GenBank genome assembly. NCBI's taxonomy places the organism in Eukaryota, Dinophyceae, Suessiales, Symbiodiniaceae.